UUCCCCACUUGCCUCCGCCGGCGCAUCCCUAAACCCCAGUUUAGGGUUUCUCGCGCGGCGCUACGCUCCGCUCCCUCCUCCGCUCCCCGCCCGAUCGCCUCUUCCUCUACCUCCUCGAAGCUUCGACUGUUCCACACCCCCACCCAUAUCAACCCCUUUCCCCUUUAGCUCCUUCCCACUGAUACGCUCGCCGCGUGAAGCAUUCGUUAGCCGAGCCGCCGCAACCAUGUCGUCGUUCUGGGGUGUGGAAGUGAAGCCCGGGAAGCCCUACACUCUCACCCAUGGCGACUUCGCCGGCCGCCUGCGCCUCACCCAGGCGACGCUAGGGGUUGAGGUCGGCAAGGGGGAGAAGGCUACCGGCGUGAAGAGGUGUGUGCUACAGUGCAGUGCCGAGAACAGAGAUCCCGUUUUUCUUUGCGUCCUCAUGCCGGAGCAGUCGGAGACAUGCCACCUGGAGCUAGAAUUUGAGGAGGAAGUCACCUUCUCAGUGAUUGGGCCAAGGAGCAUCCACCUCGCUGGAUACUACAUGACUGAUGUGUGUGGGGAAGAUAGGGGUGACAGUGAUUCUGGGAGCGAUUCACUUCAAAGUUCAGAUGAGGAUGGUUUCUUGGAGGAGGACGAUGAUGGUAACAUGGUUAUGGGAUAUUCAGACAGUGAAGAUGAUGAUUCAGAGUCUGAUGAUGAAGAGAUGGCAUACAAUCAGGGUAGGGGCAAAAGUUCAGUUGUUAUUGAGGAAAUUGAAGAGGAUGACAAGGCUGCUGUUGCUGAAGUGCAGAAGGGAUUGAAGAAGCAAAGCCGUGAAAAUGGUGAUGAGUCUCAACUCCAGCUUGCUGCAAGAAAUCCACCUACUGAAUCCUUGGAAAGUGAAGAUGAAGAUGGUUUUCCUGUAUCAUUUUCUGAAUCAAAGAAGAGUUCUGAGAUUGUUUCAAACAAGAAUGGGGGAAAAGACAAGGAGACUAGCAACAAAGACCUGAAAAGAAAAAGUGGAGCCAUUAGCGACCGUGGUGAUUCUUCAGGGGGGGUAAAAGCUGAGAUUGAUGGGGCAUCAAAGAAAAAGAAAAAGGGCAAGGACAAAAGCACUGUUAUGGACACAGGAAAAGUAAACAACGAAGAAAAGGAGGUUAAGCUACACGAUUCUCCAGCUGAUCCUGUCAGUACAAAACAGAAGAAAAAGAAAAACAAGAACAAAAGUGCUUCUGAGGGUGAUACCAGUGAGCAAUCUGCUAAGAACAACAAUAUUGAUAAAGACAAUGAGGAGGCAAGUGCGCAGGAGGCCAAUAAAAAGAUCAAGAAAAAGAAGGCACAUGAUAUAAGCAGAAGUGAAAGUCAGGCAGGAACUGGACUUGGUGAGUCAGAUAGCAAGGAACCACUCCAAACACGAACGUUUGCCAAUGGUAUGAUGAUUCAGGAGGUAGAGAUGGGCAAACCUGAUGGUAAAAAGGCCAGCCGUGGGAAGAAGGUUUCUGUUAGAUAUAUUGGCAAGCUAAAGAAUGGCACUAUUUUCGACUCCAACGUCAGUGGAAGACCUUUUGAGUUUAGACUAGGUGUUGGGCAGGUUAUCAGUGGCUGGGACGUUGGCGUCAAUGGUAUGCGGGUUGGGGACAAAAGGAGACUCACCAUUCCACCUUCCAUGGGGUAUGGGAGCAAAAGAGUGGGGCAGAUACCACAGAACUCAACUCUCAUCUUCGAUGUGGAGCUGGUGAACGUAAAAUGAAGUGAGAAGAUCCACGAGAAACUGCGGCAGUUUCACAAAUUUUGCUACGCAUCAUUUUCCUUGGGCAAUGCUGUUUCGUAGGCAUAGGGGCAUGUUAAGUGGAUUCAUCUCUGUCGCUAUCAUACUUUCGAACUGAGUUUCAGAAGGAAAAAAACUGUGGACUGUUGCCAUCUGGGAUAAUUCCUGGGCUGCAGCAUUCGCCAUCCUUCUCCCGGUUCCUUCAGGGUCAUUUUGACGUUCUUGUGAUACCCUCAGAACCUUUUGAACUGAUGAAAUGGUUAAGGUGGAGUACGUGUACGACUUCACGCCGAUUGGUUUUUUUUG
Molecule: messenger RNA, 2038 nt
Organism: Zea mays
Lineage: Eukaryota; Viridiplantae; Streptophyta; Magnoliopsida; Poales; Poaceae
Product: peptidyl-prolyl cis-trans isomerase FKBP53
Molecular function (GO): peptidyl-prolyl cis-trans isomerase activity
Source: RefSeq, marked provisional